Molecule: messenger RNA, 1395 nt
Organism: Cricetulus griseus (Chinese hamster)
Lineage: Eukaryota; Metazoa; Chordata; Mammalia; Rodentia; Cricetidae
Source: RefSeq, a predicted model, not a curated record
GUAUGUUCACCUUUUGCUACAGGCCCCAGGCAAAGUGAUGGGACAUUUUAUGAAUUCCGCACCUAUUUUCUCAAGCCCUCAAAGACAAAUGAGUUCCUGGAAAAUUUCAAGAAAAAUGUUAACCUCCGGACAGCUCACUCUGAAUUGGUUGGAUAUUGGAGUGUAGAAUUUGGAGGCAGAACAAACAAAGUAUUCCAUAUUUGGAAGUAUGAUAAUUUUGCUCAUCGAACAGCAGUUCGUAAAGCCUUGGCCAAUGAUAAGGCAUGGCAAGAAGAAUUCCUCAUUCCAAAUUUGGCUUUCAUUGAUAAACAAGAGGUUGAGAUCACCUACCUGGUACCAUGGUGCAAAAUAGGAAAGCCUCCCAAAGAAGGAGUCUAUGAAUUGGCUACUUUUCAGAUGAAGCCCGGAGGCCCAGCUCUGUGGGGUAACGCAUUCAAAAGGGCUGUAAAUGCCCAUGUCGAUCUUGGCUACUCUACACUAGUUGGUGUUUUCCACACUGAAUAUGGAGCCCUCAACAGAGUUCAUGUUCUGUGGUGGAACGAGAGUGCAGACAGUCGCGCGGCUGGGAGACACUGGUCUCAUGAGGACCCCAGAGUCGUGGCUGCUGUUCGGGAAAGCGUCAACUACCUCGAGUCUCAGCAGAAUAUGUUCCUGAUCCCAGCAUCCUUUUCACCACUGAAGUAGUUUCCAACCUGGACAUGGGACAUCCCCGUCACUGACAUGAGAUGCUCAAAAGAAUCAGUCUCUUUGUUGUCUGAGGGAGGUGGUGAGUUACUUCCCAGUCCCUCUGUAUUUGAAGGCUACCUGUGUCCUCUACUACCAGCAAUUCCGGAAAUACUUCUGUUCAUUUUCCCCAUGCCAUUUCAUGUCACCAUGUCAGACAUAAGAAAGAGUUGCCUUUACUCUGUGACCCUGGUACUUUAUUGUUCCACAAUAUCUUGUCUUCUGUGAUUUUAUGACUCAUUGCUGUCUUAUAUUCAAAUAAUGAUUUUGAAAUAUUUUUAAAUUAGUUAAAUACAGUAUCUGUUUUUUGAACAUGUUCAUUUUUCCUGAAAUUUAAAAAUAAUUUUUUACCCAAUAGUGUUUGCUUUGUGAUAUCAAAUGGGAUUCAUAGAAAUAUUAAAUCUAGUAUUUGUCGUAAUACUUUAUAAAGGUACAAUAUAAUACCAUCUGUAUUAAUUGUGAUUUCACAUUAAUUAUUAAGUCAAAGUAGGAAAAUAAUAUAAACUUGAGACUUGUUACUGGAUAGUAUGGUUUUGGCAUGUUCAUUUUUAAUUAACUUUUACUAUUUUUAACUUUAUCUUGAAUCACUCAGAAAGAUUAUGAUAUUUACUUCAAUGAAAUCUUUAUAAUUGGAAAUCUUUGACCUAAUAAAAGCCUUCACACCCAUUCUGA